Aspergillus bombycis is the source of this 3492-nucleotide messenger RNA. Its product is annotated as Ataxin-10 homo-association domain-containing protein. Gene Ontology annotation, cellular component: cytosol. The annotation marks the transcript as partial. NCBI's taxonomy places the organism in Eukaryota, Fungi, Ascomycota, Eurotiomycetes, Eurotiales, Aspergillaceae. The record is from RefSeq and is a predicted model, not a curated record. The transcript is spliced from 5 exons.
ACCAACAAUGGGGCUCUUGAGGACCAUCGCUUUGGUUAUUCUAGGCAUUUCUGGCUUCACAUUUGUCGCGCUUUUUGGGAGGUUGCCUGCAUUCCGGUAAGGCUCUGCAUGCCCAUUGCUGCCACGUUGCCAUAUUUCUUUCUGUAUAAGAGCAUUGUCACAAAGUCCUUCAUCACACCCAAAAACCACGCGCAAGAAAUGGAACGCUAUCCUUAUGAUAAAGUCAUCUUUCACCCGGGUCGCUACUGCAUCACAUCACCGUUGGCGAUGGCUUUUCUCGUUUACCACACUUACCUUAUCUGGGCUGGCAUGACCACAAAUGAGAGUGCGAAGUGGUCCGAUUGGAAAGAGGAUGUCGCUGAUGGUAUGGUAUUUAAAUCUACCAAGACAGAGGCCUACGGAAACUCGCCUUUGCUCCGCGAAUAUCAGAACCCGCAAACAUACUGGCCGGCAAGCAGUGACCAGGUGCUUGUACUUACGGAAGGUGAGCAACCGAGAAUGGGCUUCGUGUUCUCACCCGAUUCCAAUGAGAUUAGACAGCCCAAUGCGAGGGAGGCACCUAUUGAUCAUAAAUGGACAUUAGUGCGCAUUGGCCAAUCAUAUUGUGCGGCGUACUUGGACGAGUCGGCGGGACCGGAGCCGGAAAAAUUCACUUUUCAAUGCGGCGUUUCUGUCUUCCCCGCCCAAUUUGUUAUUCUAAGUCAACAACUUUGUCGCAUAGUGUUUGUGAGCUUCCUCACAGAUCCUGCCAAGAUGGCUGACCGGACUGCUGCGGACAUGAAGCCAAAAUGUACCCCGGCCGAGCUCAUGCUAAAGGUUAUCCUGACGGGAACCUUAAGUCACUAUGAGACUCGUGGGAUGAUUGACGAUAAACGCCUCGAGCAUAUGUUAUCUGCCGGGAAACAGAUAUUGUACAAGACACACCAGGAGAGCGAUGUUAGACAUAAUUUAGGCCUGUCACCAGACAUUUGGCAGGGCUUUACGGAUGUUUUGACAAAAGCGAUACCCGUUCUAGAAUCACAGUCAUUUGCGUGGAAAUGCCCCCCGACUGCGAAUUACGACCAUUCCUCGUCGAACUUGAUAGCCUACAAUUAUUUUUCGCUUGUCAAGGAUAUCGAACGUCUAAAUGAUCUGUGCACGAUCGCCCGUAACCUCCUCGCGACAACAAAGAAAGCACAGAAUAUGGCGGCUGAAAAAGGCUUUGAUCAAAGGAUCUUAGCAUUGGUGGACACGUGUGUGAGAGUAACUGCCCGUGGGUUUGACGGUGAAACGAAUGCAAGGAAUGAAGAGCGCUGGCAGAAAGUAGUCAACCUCUACAAGCGCUUGUUGAUCACAUGUCUCCAGUUCCUGCACAACUUUAUCAUGCACAAUGAACAGCGGAAAAUGGUACUCUGGUUGGAUCUUUUCGGAUACCACUCCACUGGAGAUUCGAAUAUCAUUCAACCUCGAGAGCCGCUAGACCCGGCCAGUUGUCAGCCUGAGGGAGCGGCGCCCAUCGUCAAGACUGGUGAGAGAAUCGUGAAUCCCCCUAUCAGGGCUCUUUACGACCAAACGGCAGAAGACUUGCUCCUGGAGACUAUCUCUAACUUUCCGAGAGAGCCAGCGACGAUCAAAGAGGAAGCAGCAAUGUUACUUCUCGCAAAUAUCAAAGACCACAUGGAGAAGCUUCUUGGGCGCGACUUGACAGCUAUUCAAGAAAUGGGCAAGGAUCCAGAGCAAGUCAAAGAAAUCCGUGCUGCUCUUACGGCGAUACUAGGUGCAAAGGUUGAUGGAUUCUCGGACCUCCAAGACAGAGCUAAAGAUCUGCCACCAGCCCUUCCCGAAGACGAGCCGCCGCGCAAGAAGGCCAUACUUACAAUAGAUCGAAGCACGACGGCCGGAUUCCCGCGUAUCUGCUGGGCUGAUCUGCCUGACCUCAACGCCUAUGGUGCCCUUGCUGCAGGGGAUGCGACUAUCAUGGAGGAAGAUACAAGCAUGCCGCGGUCUGCUCAAUCUGCUGCGGAAACGCUCCAAGAAGCGAAGGAUGAGUUGAUGGCCCGACUUCAAGAGUCAUCUCAAAUUGGGGGCGACGGCGAUCAGGACUAUGACACUGGCGAUGCAGGAACAGUUGGCGACGACGAUUCACGUAGUCUUGAGGCCGUGGCAGACGGAAGCAUGGAGGAAGAAGAAGAGGAAGAUGAUGAGGACGAUGAUGAUUAUCGAGGACGCCCAGGUGAUCAACAACGUGGUCUAUUGACAGACAUCCCUCUAGUCCUGGGCCCCGCGGAGAUAGAGGCGCUUCCGAUGAUCAUUCAGGCUGGUAUUGUCGAUAGCUUUGGGCUGAAGGGAGGAGAGAGAACUGGCUCAAGGAAUAUGCAGGCACUUAGAUGCCAUAUCCUGCUCACUCAGGAGACAGGACGGAACCUUCUUCGGGAACUAUUGAUCUUCAUCGCCGCAUGGGAUUUGCCCGACGAUGAACUCUAUUUCAAGAUGAUGGUGCAGAUUAUGGACGCAGUUUUAAGGAACGGCCUCAUGUCUCAUGCCUACUCUGACUUCGGCCAACCAAAGGACAUCAUCUCUCCGGCUCAGGCAGUCGUCGUCAAGAUUCUCACACAUAUAUUUAGGGCUAAAUACUCUCCCGCUUCUGUCACAGGAUCAACACAAGCCAACACAACGAAGAACCCAGCACCGCUCUCUAGGGUCGAUAUUCUCACAGUCCGCUACAUAUUCACCAUCUUCCGCGGAAACAUCAUCCCAGAAACCUGCGCAUUGAUCUACCUUCAAGGCCAGAUCCGUGCUGGACGGGCGCUCCCCGAGGACUUCCCGCUGAAUCUGUGGGAUAUGGAACGGGUCUACGAAGGUGUCUACCAAUUCCUGGAAUUUUUCGCCGUCCUUACCGAAAAUAACGACUGGAAGAACCUUCUAGUCAAGUGGGAGAUUGUCUACGAUUUGGUUACCUUGAUCAAAGAACUUGAAGCAAGCAUCCCUAAAGGGCAAUUGAGCCAAUUGUCCCUCGGGCCCCGUAGCCCUUCAAAGGAGUCCCAACCAAGCGUUCCUGGACCAGUUGCGGUUGAACGACCCUAUGACCCCAGUGAUCCAGACCCGGUGGAUGGCGGUGCUCCUUCUAGAGCUGAGUCGCCCCCGAUAACUGAAGACCCAUCCGAAUUUGAAUGGAGGAACCUUAAGAAGCUUGUCGUACUCGUACUCUCGUCUCUUGUGUGGAAGUGCCCAGAGGUCCAAGACCAAAUCCGUCGGCAUGGCGGCGUCGAGACCAUCCUGUCUUGCACCAACUUUGACGCGCACAACCCCUACAUCAAAGAGCAUGCGGUCAUGUGCUUGAAGUUUUUGUUGGAGGGUAACCGCGAGAACCAGAAGCUUGUAGAAGAGCUGGAGGCGCGUGAAGUAGUAAAAGACGAGAACGGACUACUCGAGAGGAGCGGGUUCGAGGCCGUGAUCGACAAGACUGGCAAGCUGGCAAUCCGACCCAAGGACGGGAACGGAGAAAAGAGAUAA